This is a messenger RNA of Aspergillus melleus, 2016 nucleotides long. Its product is annotated as amidase family protein. The record is from RefSeq and is a predicted model, not a curated record. NCBI's taxonomy places the organism in Eukaryota, Fungi, Ascomycota, Eurotiomycetes, Eurotiales, Aspergillaceae. Bases 1 to 2016 code for a protein of 671 amino acids. The transcript has 2 exons.
AUGCAAACGAUUAGUAUUUUUGAUGCGAAGAUAUCGGAUCUGCAACAUGCCUUGAAUCUAGGUCAGGUCAACAGCGUUCAGCUCACGGCGGCACAUUUCAACCGAAUCGCGUACUACGAUCGUCGCCAGACCAGGCUAAAUUCCACGCCUGUCAUAAACGAGAAGGCCUUCGAGGACGCGCAGUGGUCAGAUCAAAGGCGUGCAACUGGGCGAACUAGGAGUAUGCUCGAUGGGAUUCCCUGCACAAUAAAAGAUAGCUACAAGGUUGAGGGAAUGACGGUGGCUUCCGGCUCUCCGGCCUUUAAAAGUCUCGUCGCCAACGAGAACGCAUUCACUGUCCAGCGAAUUCUGGAUGCUGGCGGCGUCAUUCUCGGCCGAACCAACAUGCCUCCAAUGGCGGCUGGUGGUAUGCAAAGAGGCCUCUAUGGGCGGGCGGAAAGCCCUUACAACGAAGACUACCUCACGGCUGCUUUCGCAUCUGGAUCGUCCAACGGCUCCGCUACGUCUACUGCGGCAAGUCUUUGCGUGUUUGGCAUGGGGGAGGAAACGAUAUCGUCAGGUCGGUCUCCAGCCUCGAACAAUGGUCUGGUCGCAUAUACACCCUCUCGAGGACUCAUAUCAAUACGAGGAAAUUGGCCCUUGUUCCCGAUCUGCGACACGGUGGUACCACAUACCCGAAACCUAGACGAUAUGUUCAGUCUUCUUGACGUCAUUGUCGCCGAUGAUGAGACGAAGUCUGGCGACUUUUGGAGAGGCCAACCCUUCGUUUCACUCCCACGCGUCGACCAAAUUCGUCCGAGGACCUACCAUGACCUUGCCGACGCCGAAGCAUUGGUAGGCAAGAAGAUCGGCGUACCGAAAAUGUACAUUGGAGGUCACGACCCAGCUGCUUACCCGGUGCAUACACGUCAAUCUGUGAUUGAGCUUUGGAGUCGCGCCAGGGCCUGUCUAGAGUCUCUUGGGGCGACGGUGCACGAAGUCGACUUCCCAAUUGUGACUGAAUUUGAAGGGCCGUAUGAGCCUACCGGAACCCCCGGCGAGGUCGAGACUAGUCCUAUCCAUCGGGCCAAUGUUGAUAUGUGCAAGCUCAUGGCCUAUGCUUGGGAUGACUUUCUGAUCGCCAAUAACGAUCAAACAUGUGCCUCAACGCUGGCUAUCGUUGAUUCGGCAACGAUCUUCCCGCGGCCUAAAGGAGCCUUGCCUGACAAGUAUGCCUCGGAUGACCCUCUUGUCCGCCACACCGAUGUGGUCGGACACAUCAAAUCGAAUCGUGUCCCCAUAUAUGAGAUCCCUGGCCUCGGUGCCGCCCUUAAAGAACUUGAGGCUCGCCGCAAGGCUACCUAUGAGGACUGGCUCGACCGGCUAGGGCUUGACGUUGUCGUUUGGCCGUGCGCGGGAGACGUGGGCAAAGCCGAUGCCGAUACGAACGAGCAAUCUGCGAAGGAAGCCUGGCGCAACGGCGUGCUUUACUCGAAUGGCAAUUGUGCUAUUCGCCAACUUGGAGUCCCUACAGUCAGCGUUCCAAUGGGAGUUAUGAGGGACACCCAGAUGCCGGUCAACCUAACCUUUGCUUCCAAGGCUUACGACGAUAACAACAUUUUUCGGUACGCCUAUGCCUACGAAACUGCGUCUCGGGCACGCCAGGCUCCGAAGCGAACUCCUCUUUUGGCUAGUGAUACGAUUCCAUUGAAGAAUGUCUCCGGUAUCAAGGGAACCACCGCGCCCGAACUCUCCGUUCAAGGGAGACGAGAAGCCGACGACUCCGGUCUCAUAGAUUUUGGGACUGUUCGUGCCGACAAUUGCGAGGGGCUGAGAUCUCUGGAAGCCUACGUAGAUGGGAAACCAGUGAAGCAUGUGAAUAUGACAAAUGACGUUUGGGAAACCACAAUCAAAGGGCUUUCAGCAUGGGGCGGUAACCUCGAAGAGCGAGGCGUGCCUUCACAAGAGCUGGCUAUGGUGAUUGUUACUGUGACCGCGAAUAAUGGAAGAUCGGCCGGGAAGAUGCUCUUUUUGUAG